AAAAAUCUUGUUUUUCCGCCCAAACCUCAAAAAGAAAACUCGUUAAUUUUGAAAUAAUUCUAAUGUAAAUAUAUUAAACUAAAUAAUUAAAUGUAAUAUAGUUAAAAUUAGUAUCAAACAUAUGAUUAAAUCAACACAAGAGUAUUUUGGUAAUUUGUUUACUAAACUCAUUCGAAUGGAAAUAAAAAUAAUGAAACAAACAUAAGAUCCAUUUAGAUGAUUCAUAUAGAUGAGCUAUGUGGAUGAAUAAACAAACAAACAAUCACAAAAAUCUAAAUGGAUCAUCUAAAUAGAUCAUACAAAUAAAUCAUUUGGAUGGAGAUGACAAAUGGUGAAAUAAACAGCCGUUAGUUCUCUAACUGAACCGACCUUUCAAACCGAAACCGAACUUUUCCAACAAUAACUUCAGGGUUCAGGCCUACCUGAAUGCAUAUAGCUAUUUUUAUAUUCUUUUGAUGGGUCUGGGUUCCGGUUUAAAUCCGGAUAGGUCUCGGGUCGGAUCCGGUUUUCCACAUCUUCUUUAUGCAAGUUUCUCACUUUCCGGUGGGAAAUCAAGAAAUUUGUAUCUUGACGAAUCGCCAUGGCUGCCAACGGCGACGGAUUCUCAAACGCUUCCAUGGAAAAUCUUACGUGCCACGUAGAGAAACGCCCGAUCUCCACCAUCGUCUUCAUCGUCGCAGCUAUGCAAAAGGAAGCUCAGCCUCUUAUCGAGAGGCUCCGCCUCGUCAAAGACGUUAACUCGCCGUUUCCAAAAGAGGUGGCUUGGGUUCUGUUUAAAGGAAUGUAUAAAGACUUGAACAUUAAUAUAGUAUGCCCAGGAAAAGAUUCAGCUCUUGGGGUUGAUAGUGUAUGUACGGUUCCUGCAUCUCUCGUGACGUAUGCAUCUAUACAAGCGCUUCAGCCGGACCUAAUCAUUAAUGCAGGAACCGCUGGUGGGUUUAAGGCCAAAGGAGCAAGUAUUUGCGAUGUUUAUAUUGUUUCCAGUUCUGCUUUCCAUGACAGAAGGAUACCUGUUCCUGUCCUUGAUCUAUAUGGUGUUGGUAUGCGGAAAGCCUUCCCUACACCCAACCUUAUUAAGGAGCUGAACCUAAAGGUGGGACGAUUAUCCACUGGUGAUUCUAUGGAUAUGUCUCCACAUGACAAAGAAUCCAUCACAGCAAAUGAUGCUACAGUUAAAGACAUGGAGGGAGCAGCAGUGGCCUAUGUGGCUGAUAUUUUUAAGGUUCCUACGAUUUUAAUAAAAGGAGUAACUGAUAUUGUGGACGGAAAUAAACCAACCUCAGAGGAGUUUUUGGAGAAUUUAGCUGCAGUCACUGCCCAACUUGAUGAGUCCAUUACCAAAGUGAUUGACUUCAUCAGUGGCAAGUGUCUUUCAGACCUCUGAAGAGAGAGAGGUUCACGUUUUUAAUAAAGAUUCAAGCAAAAGGGAGAGGUUAUAGGCAAAUUAGGCAAUAGGUUGGAGCAGUGAGUUCAUUUUAACUCCAUUUUUCCUCAUGAGUUCUCUUUUUUGGCUCUCUUUCAUAUGAUGAUGGAUCAGUCUCAUAUGUAGAAACUCAACAAAUUUUGAUACCAAUCAACAUAACAAGAUUUGCUUUCAUCUUAUUUCA
This is a messenger RNA of Brassica rapa (field mustard), 1607 nucleotides long. Its product is annotated as 5'-methylthioadenosine/S-adenosylhomocysteine nucleosidase 2. The record is from RefSeq and is a predicted model, not a curated record. Gene Ontology annotation, molecular function: methylthioadenosine nucleosidase activity. Gene Ontology annotation, biological process: nucleoside metabolic process. NCBI's taxonomy places the organism in Eukaryota, Viridiplantae, Streptophyta, Magnoliopsida, Brassicales, Brassicaceae.